Molecule: messenger RNA, 1483 nt
Organism: Strigops habroptila (Kakapo)
Lineage: Eukaryota; Metazoa; Chordata; Aves; Psittaciformes; Psittacidae
Gene: CALR3
Product: calreticulin 3
Exons: 9
Coding region: 51-1286 (411 amino acids)
Biological process (GO): protein folding
Cellular component (GO): endoplasmic reticulum membrane; endoplasmic reticulum
Molecular function (GO): calcium ion binding
Source: RefSeq, a predicted model, not a curated record
AGGCGCGAAGCUGUGGACCGGUGCUGGUCUGAGGUGUGAGGGUGGCGGCCAUGGCGGCGGUGCUGUCCGCCGCCGCGCUGGAGCUGCUCCUGCUCCUCGGGGCUGCGCUGGGCUCUGCGGGGGCCACGGUGUAUUUCCAGGAGCAGUUUCUGGAUGGAGCCAACUGGAGGAAGAGGUGGAUGAAUUCUGAGUACAAACCAGACUUUGGGAAGUUUAAGCUCACUGCAGGGAAGUUUUAUGGACAUCCAGUGUUAGAUAAAGGUCUACAAACUAGUGAAAACUCUAAGUUUUAUGCCAUCUCAUCACGAUUUAAACCAUUUAGUAACAAAGGGAAGACUCUGGUCAUUCAGUACACAGUGAAGCAUGAGCAGAAGAUAGAUUGUGGUGGGGGGUAUGUUAAGAUUUUUCCCUCAAACUUGGACCAGAAGAAGCUGAGUGGAGAUUCACAUUAUUACAUCAUGUUUGGGCCAGAUAUUUGUGGAUCUGAUACAAAGAAAGUCCAUGUUAUUUUAAAUUACAAGAAUAAACCCCAUCCAAUCAAGAAACUGAUCAGAUGCAAGGUUGAUGGCUAUACCCAUCUAUAUACUUUGAUUAUAAGGCCAGAUCAGACUUACAAAGUAAAAAUUGAUAACGAAAUGGUUGCAUCUGGCAACUUAGAAGAUGAUUUAGAUUUUUUGCCACCAAAGAAAAUUAAUGAUCCAACAGUGAAGAAACCAAAGGACUGGGAUGAUCGAAUCGAAAUUGAUGAUCCAAACGAUGUCAAACCUGAGGAUUGGGAUGAACCUGAAUACAUCAUGGACAUGAGUGCAGAGAAACCUGGAGAUUGGGAUGAUGCUGCGAAUGGAGAAUGGCAUUAUCCUAGGGUCAAGAAUCCUCUAUACAGAGGGGAAUGGAAACCAAGGCAGAUUGAUAACCCAAAUUAUAGAGGAGUUUGGCCUCAUCCGCAGAUUGACAAUCCAAAUUAUUCACCAGACUACAACAUCUACAGCUUUGAAAAUAUUAGUGUCAUUGGACUAGAUAUCUGGCAGGUGAGAGCUGGCACAAUUUUUGACAACUUCUUAAUAACAGAUGAUGAGGAAUAUGCAGAAGACUUUGGUGAUGAAACAUGGGGAAAAACAAAGGGUCCUGAAAAGGAAAUGAACAUAAAGCAGACUGAGGAAGAGCAGGCAAGAGAAAGGGCUACGGAAGAAAAAUACUUUGAGCAACAGUUUAAGAAAAAGCUAGCGAGAAAAACACAACCUGGAAAGGGCAGAGCAGAGAAGACUGUCACCAAGGAAGAGCUUUAAUUGGUGUUUGAAAGAAGUUCACCUAUUUUCACUUAAAUCACUUAGGAAUGUUUUCACUGAAGGAUUUUGAUGUUUGUUAACAGCUUGUUGAAAUCUGCACCAGUGGCGUUGUAUUAAAACAGGAUUCUUUAAAAAUUCAGCAUUAAAUUUUGUGACCAGUUUCAGUUUAAUAAAAAUACCACGACAGAGUUAAAAUA